This is a messenger RNA of Humulus lupulus (European hop), 1987 nucleotides long. RefSeq names its product DUF21 domain-containing protein At2g14520. The record is from RefSeq and is a predicted model, not a curated record. Lineage: Eukaryota; Viridiplantae; Streptophyta; Magnoliopsida; Rosales; Cannabaceae. Gene Ontology annotation, biological process: magnesium ion homeostasis. The transcript is spliced from 12 exons. Gene Ontology annotation, cellular component: intracellular membrane-bounded organelle. The coding region runs from base 59 to 1588 and encodes 509 amino acids.
GUUUAUGAUCACCUUUAAUCUGUUUUUGUACCAAAAUACUUUCUAGUCCAAUAUCAACAUGAUAAACGAUGAUAUCCCAUGUUGUGAACUGGAUUUUUGGGUGUUUUUAGCCACAAGUUUUGUCCUUGUGUUAUUUGCAGGCAUUACUUCAGGCCUUGCUCUAGGACUCUUGUCCUUCAGCCAAGUUGAUCUUGAGGUCCUUAUUAAGUCUGGUCAGUUUCAUGACCAGAAAAAUGCAGCAAAGAUUCUGCCUCUUAUUAAGAAUGAACACCUACUUCUAUGUACUCUUCUUAUAAGCAAAUCACUGGCAAUGGAGGCACUUCCAAUUUUCCUGGACUCAAUCCUUCCAUCUUGGGCUGCUAUUAUUAUGUCAGUCAUCCUCGUUGUUGCGUUUACAGAGGUAAUUCCUCAAGCUGUGUGCUCUCGUUAUGGACUUAGUAUUGGUGCAAAGAUGUCUAGCUUGGUUCGGCUGCUUCUCUUUAUCUUCUUUCCUAUAACAAAACCAAUCAGCAAGCUGCUUGAUUGGCUCCUAGGGGAACGGCAUUCUGUACUAUUGAGACGUGCCGAGCUAAAAACAUUGGUAGAUUUGCAUGCAAAUGAGGCAGGGAAAGGUGGAGAAUUGUCACAUCACGAAACCAUGAUUAUAAAUGGAGCUCUUGAUUUAACUCAGAAGACUGCCAAAGAUGCAAUGACCCCCAUAUCUGAAACUUUUUCCCUUGAUAUAAACUCCAAACUUGACAUGCAAACAAUGGGUUUUAUAGCAAGCAAAGGUCACAGCCGCAUACCUGUCUACUCUGGAAGCAAGACAAAUAUAAUUGGCCUCAUUUUGGUCAAGAAUUUGUUUUUCUGCAACCCUGAAGAUGAAACUCCAAUCAAGCACAUGACUCUCAGAAGAAUUCCCAGGGUUUAUGACAAUUGGCCUCUAUAUGAUAUAUUGAACCAAUUCCAGAAGGGUCACAGUCACAUGGCUGCAGUUGUGAGGAGUAGCGAUAUUAAACAUGAUCGUAAAGAUAGUUCUGUUGACAAGCCUAGUUUAAUAAAUAUAAAUACUAAACUAAAUUUAAAUUUAACUACAGGAGCAACACAAGCUCACAGUUCUAUAUUUUAUAAGGAACAUUUGACUAUCUCCAGUGAGACAUCACCUUCUUAUUCAUUUGACACACAAUAUUAUACUCCACCCUCAAAUUUUUCCAUGGAGCAAGAGAAAGAAGAUGGAGAUAUAUGUUGUGGAGCUCAAGAACCUCUUCAAAUCGACUUCAAUGAAGAGGUUAUUGGGAUCAUAACAAUGGAAGAUGUCAUGGAGGAACUGCUGCAAGAAGACAUAUUGGAUGAAACUGACCAAUAUGUUGAUGUGCACAACAAAAUCAAAAUCAACCUGAGGCCUUUAAGAAGAUCAUCAUCAAGAUCUCCAAAAAGAUGUAGUUCUCACCUUCAUUGGAGGACUCCUGAUCAUUCUCCACUCUCUUCAUACACUCCUAUUGCACCAUAUACUAAACCACCUCUAAUAAGAUCAACUCUUUUAUAUGCUUCUGGAAAGUCCACACCAAAUUCUCCAGCCCAAUCUGAGGGUGGUUCUCUUUAUAGCUAACCAUCAUCCUCAUAUCGAGUAUGUCAAAACUCCAAGUUUGGUUACUCACCGAGUUACUGAAUUUAUCUAUCUUUUGUCAUGUUAAUCUUCCUUUCUCAUACCAAAACUUUGGCUUGACAUGACAGGUUUCAUCAUCAUCAUCAUCAUCAUCAUAUAUAUAUAUAUAUAUAUAUUGCCAUUGCCAAUUCUUUAGUCCUUCACUGUGGAACCCACAUAUUUGAUCAUGAGUCAAUUUAAUAGAAUUUUGGGAUAUAAGAUUGACUUGCUAUAUCAUGUUAGUGCAACCGGAUGAAAAAAAGUUGGUGGAUAUUAUUGAAAAAAAUAAGGGUAUAAAUGUAACUUAACGUCCAAAAGUGUGUAGAUGUAAGAGUUGUAUUGUUAAUAUAGUAUAAAGUUUAG